GGAAAACUGGAGGCUUUCCCCGCUGCUGACACGACAACCGGAAGUACAGCGAAGCAAACAGGAAGUGGUGAAUCAGGAAGACAUUUUUGAAAGAUCAUAAUGAACAUCAACCAAACAAUGAUUUAAAUCAGAGAAGCGCAUGAAUGUAGAGUAAAGAUGGAAGUCCCUUCAUAUCUGUCGAGAGUUUUGUCUGAACUGAAUGAGCAGCGCAAGCGGGAUUUCUUCUGUGACUGCAGCAUCGUUGUCGAGGGUCGUGUUUUCAAAGCCCAUCGUAAUAUCCUCUUCGCCAGCAGUGGGUAUUUUCGGGCCCUGUUGGUGCAUUAUUUGCAGGACAAUGUUCAAAGACACAGCACGGCUUCUCUGGACAUCGUCACAGCCGAGGCGUUCUCCUUCAUCCUGGACUUUCUCUAUUCAGGUCGACUUGACCUGCGCAGCAACAAUGUCAUCGAAAUCAUGUCAGCUGCGAGCUACCUGCAGAUGACGGAUGUGGUGAACUUCUGUAAGGGCUACAUCAAAUCAUCCCUGGAGAUCUGUAACCGCGAUGGGGAGAAAUGCAAGCAUAGAGAGGGUCCGGAUGAUGAUGUGACUCCGGUUUCAGUCACCGGUCCCCCGGUGGCAUCCACAUCUGAAACAGAUCAAAGGAGCUCGGCGCAGGUCACAGAGGUCUUGAGCCCCGACGAUGCACCGACAGCUGCCGUCUCCACACCUGCGGCCACCAGCAGCAGCAAAGACUCGGAGAGCGAAAGCUCACAAGGAGCAUUUCCUAACCGGCCCGCCGUUAACGCUCCGGUAAAGAGCGAUUCGGGCCCAGAUUUGGUCAACUCGUCCACCCCGGGUCUGCUUUUGGGGUUGGUGCACCCAAAAAUCGAGUAUGACCCUGAUGAAGAGGGUGAGUCUUCGCGGGAAUCCAAAGACACGGUUCUUUACCGGGGUCAGAGUAACGAAGGUGAAAGACCCGGUGACGCUAGCCCGGCCUCGAGCACUGAGCUAUCCUCCAAUUUAUUCGGUAACUGUCAGGUGAAGCAGUUCCCGGAUGUGCUGUUUCGAGGUGGAGCCAACCAUAACCGCGAUGAGCACUUUUCACAGAGUUUGGGAUACUCCAGUGGAUUUGCUCGUAUGGAUGACAUGCUUGGCCCCGGUGGCCCCUGCAGUAUGGAGAUUCAGAAUGACUGGUAUGGGGAUGAUCCAGGGAGGCUGCACAAAUGUCCAUUCUGCCCAUACACGGCCAAACAAAAGGGCAUUUUGAAGAGGCACAUCCGCUGUCACACAGGAGAGAGACCGUUUCCAUGUGAGGUCUGCGGCAAGAGAUUUACACGACAGGAACAUCUUCGCACUCAUGCUACUUCUGUCCAUCGUUCCACCUGGCCCAUCGUGUGUAAAGGUUGCCGGCGAGUGUUCUCAGGCCUUGUGUCGCAGGGAAUGAAACGAUAUGGACUUUGUGAUGGCUGCACCUUUGUUACUACAACCAAUGAAGAUCCCUCCUCUAUGAACAUCAGCAUCCAGUCUGAAGCUAUGGAGAGGGGGGCACGAGACUCCGACUGGUCCGUCUAUAUAGUGGAAGGGGAUGAAGAGGAGCCAAGCGCUAGUACUCCUAUACAGGAACAGGACGAUAAGCAGAAUGUUGCCAGACAACUGGCAGAGAAUGGGACUCUGUUGUAGAUUAAUUUGCAUUUUUGUCCUAGCAUUUCAUCACACUAAACCACAGCUAUUAUGUGGGGGUUAGAAAGGAAGGUUCAUAUUUGGGUGCAAUUAUAAAAUAAAUUUGAACUGCAAAGAUUACACAGUAUGUGUUAUGUUUAGUUGAAAUCUGAAAUGGUAAUGUCUGAUUAUGAAACAUGUUUUGCUAUAUGACAAUGAUGGCACAACAUGCUGUUGAAUGUGUUGUGGCAGUUGUUAAGGAAUAUUGUUUUGCUUUGACGAAAAGCACAAUAAGUGUUAUUAUAGAUGGUUCCAUCAGGCACGUUGCUGCGGUUACGCGUCUGGCCCGAAGUUAAUUUCUGGUUUGUGCUUGUUUAUCAGUCUGGCUAGCGACUAAACUGACCUCUGUUACAAAAAAUGUUUUGGUUUCCAAAAGUCAAGAGGAGAUGGUGAGAUUGGAUCACCACUGUGUGGAUUUGUCAGCCACGCAAGAAUUUAAAGCAACACCAAAGAGUUUUUUUUACCUUAAAAUAACGUUUCCAAAAAAGUUUCAGUCGUUCAUCCACUCGAAACAUGGUGAACGGCACUUUCACAUUCGCUUUGCAGCCCUCUAUCGACCAAAACCGCACUAAAGAAGUUUCCAACCGUCGGGUCGCGGUCUUGUAGUUCGAGUAAAAACUACAAAAACUUGCUUUACGGCAGACCUACAAUCCAAUCAGAGCCAGCUUUGCUGCUGUAGGCUAAAUUAUUUACGACAGUGGUAAUGGACAAUUCCGCUUCCAACCUGUAGGGGGAGCAAAGAGCAAAAACUCUUUAGUGUUGCUUUAAGAAUCUGUAGUUAACAUUUUAUACAGUCAUUUUACACAGUGUAAUGGUUGAUGCGCUUUACCUAUGAUUUAAACUAAGGUAAUGUUGUUUAUUUUGCUUGUUAUCAGAAUUAAUCUACUUUAGAGGGACUCUGUUGUUAUUGAUUCUAUGUGGAAGUUGACCGGAAGUUAUGUUCACAAAAGCCAUUUGUUUAUGUCGUUAACGCUAUAAGCCUAAAACUGUUCAGUGGACCUGUCAUGUUUAGUAUAGGUUUACUAUUGUAUUAUUAAGCAUCAUUUCAUAAACAGUUGUUUUUUAUUUAAUAUUAUUGGUUAUCCUGUGUAUGAAUAUCUACAAAUAGUUCAAAGUCAUAUUGUUUUUUAUGUCUGUUUGUCUUUCUUUGAGAAACGUACAGUAUAUUUAUUUUGAAUUAUGUAAAUCAAUAAAAAUUGCAUACAACUUUCA
Molecule: messenger RNA, 2910 nt
Organism: Misgurnus anguillicaudatus (oriental weatherfish)
Lineage: Eukaryota; Metazoa; Chordata; Actinopteri; Cypriniformes; Cobitidae
Gene: zbtb8b
Product: zinc finger and BTB domain containing 8B
Biological process (GO): regulation of transcription by RNA polymerase II
Molecular function (GO): DNA-binding transcription factor activity, RNA polymerase II-specific; protein binding; RNA polymerase II cis-regulatory region sequence-specific DNA binding
Source: RefSeq, a predicted model, not a curated record